This is a messenger RNA of Humulus lupulus (European hop), 597 nucleotides long. Its product is annotated as chromatin-remodeling ATPase INO80-like. The transcript has 5 exons. Lineage: Eukaryota; Viridiplantae; Streptophyta; Magnoliopsida; Rosales; Cannabaceae. Gene Ontology annotation, molecular function: ATP hydrolysis activity; histone binding; ATP-dependent chromatin remodeler activity. Bases 253 to 597 code for a protein of 114 amino acids. Gene Ontology annotation, cellular component: Ino80 complex. The record is from RefSeq and is a predicted model, not a curated record. Gene Ontology annotation, biological process: DNA repair.
AAUAUAUGGGGACCUUUUCUUGUUGUUGCUCAUGCAUCUGUAUUGAACAACUGGGCAGAUGAAAUUACCCGCUUUUGCCCUGACUUGAAAACUCUUCCAUAUUGGGGUGGGCUUCAGGACUAUACAGUUCUGAGGAAAAAAAUCAACCCGAAGACACUAUACCGCAGGGAUGUUGGGUUUCACAUUCUUAUCACCAGCUAUCAGCUACUUGUUUCUGAUGAGAAGUACUUUCGGCGGGUGAAAUGGCAAUAUAUGGUGUUGGAUGAAGCCCAAGCAAUUAAAAGUUCAAAUAGUAUAAGAUGGAAGACACUGCUUAGUUUUAAUUGCCGAAAUAUGCUUUUGCUUACUGGCACUCCAAUCCAAAAUAAUAUGGCAGAGUUGUGGGCCUUACCACAUUUCAUUAUGCCAACCUUAUUUGAUAGUCACGAACAGUUUAAUGAGUGGUUUUCUAAAGGAAUUGAGAGCCAUGCAGAACAUGGUGGUACUUUGAAUGAGCACCAGCUUAACCGAUUGGUAAGCAUCUUUUAUGCAACAUUAUUUUUAUUUGAAACAAAACAAUACUACUGGAGUUCUAAUCUUUUCCAAGGUUUCAAGUGA